AUGCGGCGUCUGCGCUCCCUGCUGGUUCUAGUGCUGCUGGCGAUGACCGUGCAGCUGGGGUGCGCCCGGCACAGGAUCUCAGUCCGAGUUGUCGGGGGUGGGGACGCCCGAAGGGGCCGGUGGCCGUGGCAGGUCAGCCUCCAGUACAAUGGACACCACCACUGCGGGGGGUCCCUCGUCUCGGCCCAGUGGGUCGUGUCGGCAGCGCAUUGCUUCGACUUCUCUAACCUCGCCUCCUCCUACCAAGUGAACCUGGGGGAGCACCAGCUCUCCAACCCCUCCCCAGGCCGGAUCUCGUCCAACAUCAACCGGAUCAUUCUCCACCCCAACUUCCGCAAGGAGCCCCACAGAGCCGACAUCGCCCUGGUACAGCUGGUGGAGGCGGUGGGAUACACCGACGAAAUCCGCCCCAUCUGCCUGCCAGGCCCUUCCAACACCAUCCCUGAGGACCACACGUGCUGGGUCACCGGCUGGGGGAACACAGGCACGGAGGACCCCAGCAGAGAACUCGUGCUGGUCACUACAGACAGUGUCACUCGAGGCCCGAGGGAAUCCAGCGCCUGUGGCAUCGCCGGGGUCCAGGCCACGAACCCUUCUCCGGAUCUGGGCGCCCAGCCUGGGAAGCUCCUUAAUGAACGAUGCCGGGUCUCAAGGACGAGCCAGGGCUUGGACAGCCGGCCCGUGGGCAAGUCUGCCUCUUGGGCCCAUGCGCUGCCUGAAGAAGACACCCAAGGACUCUCCUAA
Pelodiscus sinensis (Chinese soft-shelled turtle) is the source of this 744-nucleotide messenger RNA. NCBI's taxonomy places the organism in Eukaryota, Metazoa, Chordata, Testudines, Trionychidae. The record is from RefSeq and is a predicted model, not a curated record.